UGGCAUUUUGUCCUCAGGACAAAGGUCAGUAAGGUGGCAUCUUUCUCUCACGGUUGCUACUUUACUUUCUUUACACUCCUCAACACACCCAACUCUCUGAAUCUUCCACAAAGUAAAAAUGGCACCUGAAGCGACGGAGAACAUGUCGGUCAGUGCCGGAAAAAUCUCUGGUGGUGGGAGAGGUUAUGUAACGUUCUUGGCCGGCGAUGGUGAUUAUAUAAAAGGAGUGAUUGGGUUGGCGAAGGGUUUGCGGAAGGUGAAGAGUGCGUAUCCUCUUGUUGUAGCAUUGUUGCCUGAUGUGCCGGAGGAGCACCGUCGGAUUUUGAAGUCUCAGGGCUGCAUCGUGCGUGAGAUUCAGCCUAUUUAUCCGCCUGAUAACCAGGUUCAGUUUGCCAUGGCCUACUACGUUAUCAACUACUCUAAGCUUCGCAUAUGGAAUUUCUUGGAGUAUAGUAAGAUGAUUUAUUUGGAUGCGGAUAUUCAAGUAUUCGAGAAUAUAGACCAUCUGUUUGAGGCACCAGAUGGAUAUUUGUAUGCGACAAUGGACUGUUUCUGUGAGAAAACAUGGAGCCACUCCGUCCAAUAUUCAAUUGGAUAUUGUCAACAGUGUCCGGAUCGAGUUAAAUGGCCAGCUCACAUGGGAUCUCCUCCUCCUCCUCCUCUCUAUUUCAACGCCGGCAUGUUUGUCUUUGAGCCUAGUCCUUCUACUUAUCACGAUCUUCUCCACACUCUCAAGAUCACUCCACCAACACCAUUUGCCGAGCAAGAUUUCUUGAAUAUGUUCUUCCAGAAAGUGUACAAACCUAUCCCUCUCAUAUACAACUUGGUUCUGGCCAUGUUAUGGCGCCAUCCAGAGAAUGUGGAGUUUGAGAAAGUUAAGGUGGCGCAUUAUUGUGCAGCUGGAUCAAAACCAUGGAGGUACACAGGGAAGGAGGCAAACAUGGAGAGAGAGGAUAUAAAGGUGUUGGUGAAGAAAUGGUGGGAUAUAUACGAUGAUGAAUCUCUAGAUUUCAAGCCUGAAAACUCUAACGAAGAAACCUUUUCAUCGAGGUCACAGAUCAUGGCUUCUAUACCAGAGCCUGCCAUUCCCUAUGUUUCUGCACCGUCUGCUGCUUGAAUUACCAUUAACUACAUGUCUUUAUACCAGAACUACAUGUCUUUUUGAAAAUAUUGUUUUUAAGUUUUUGGCUACUAGGCCGCCUUUCUUUUUUUGUUGAAUGGGUUAACAAACACAUAACUCCUUAAUAUAUAUUCUACACGAAUUAAACUUAUUAGCAAAUAGUACUGUAGUCUUGAAUAUGUGUAAUUUAGGAAUCAAUGAUCAAUUGAUUACAAGUAUAAAAAUAUAUAUAAGUUUUGUGA
Molecule: messenger RNA, 1362 nt
Organism: Carica papaya (papaya)
Lineage: Eukaryota; Viridiplantae; Streptophyta; Magnoliopsida; Brassicales; Caricaceae
Product: galactinol synthase 1
Molecular function (GO): glycosyltransferase activity
Source: RefSeq, a predicted model, not a curated record